AUCCCUGCUUAACAUUAUCCUACAUUGUCGUCACCAACAGGCUCACACUUGGAUCCUGAAUUUGUUUAUGUGAGUACAGCAAUGCCCUGGUCUAAUGCACAGACAUACUGCAGAGAAAAUUUUGUUGACAUGGCUAUUAUAAGAAAUGACACAGAGUACCAGAAAGUCCAGAGCCUGAUACCUUAUGGUCAUUAUCCAUGGAUUGGUCUAUAUAGAGAGCCAAAUCUUCAAUGGUCUAAUGGGAGCAGUAUCCUCUUUACCAGCUGGGAUACCAGUGGUAUUUUUAUUGGCUCAAUGAGAGUCAUAUGUGGUGCUACAUCUACUGGGAGAUCAGGAAGAUGGAAAAUGUUGUCCUGUGAAACAAGAUUACCAUUUGUCUGCAACGGUCCUCCUGUUACAAAACAGGUGGUGAGGCUUGGACUUCAUUUGGAGGACUAUGUGGAUCUGAAUGACCGUGUUCUAAGAGGAAGCAUCCUGAUGAAGCUCCAGAACAAACUGCAGGAGAACGGAGUGAGUGGAGUUAUCCUAAAGUGGAGAGAGCAGCCUGAUGGGAAAGUCUUCAGAAAGGAGUAGAAUCUAGUUUAAACUAAGAAAUAUGAAACCUGUUUUCUUCUUCCGAGGCUGAAUAAAACAAUUGUAUCAUUUAGAAUUAUAUGAUUUACUAAUACCCUGUUUGCUGCUGUGCAAAUUAAUUAUUGUGACAGCGUGAAAAAUAUCUCAAUUUUGUUAGCACAAUAAUAAUAGUAUGUUAACACUUCUGCAAGUUUGAGUGCCUUAAAUAUGGUGGGGGGUUAGAGUUGGUAAAAAUGAGGAAAACAAAUAUUUUUGUCAUGGUUUACAGCUGUU
Molecule: messenger RNA, 846 nt
Organism: Cyprinodon tularosa
Lineage: Eukaryota; Metazoa; Chordata; Actinopteri; Cyprinodontiformes; Cyprinodontidae
Product: C-type lectin 9a-like
Exons: 3
Coding region: 82-573 (163 amino acids)
Source: RefSeq, a predicted model, not a curated record